Messenger RNA from Synchiropus splendidus (mandarinfish), 5498 nucleotides. RefSeq names its product oxysterol-binding protein 1-like. Bases 279 to 2846 code for a protein of 855 amino acids. Gene Ontology annotation, cellular component: intracellular membrane-bounded organelle; cytosol; membrane. The record is from RefSeq and is a predicted model, not a curated record. The transcript has 20 exons. Gene Ontology annotation, molecular function: sterol binding. NCBI's taxonomy places the organism in Eukaryota, Metazoa, Chordata, Actinopteri, Syngnathiformes, Callionymidae.
UACGAAAAGACUGAACAAAUUUUGACAGUUUUUUUAUUUUCGAAAAAUACUAAAGCAACAUAACUCAAUUUGCUGUUUCAUUAAUUUUAGAUCACCUGCAGCGGAACUGUCGCAAGGCGAAGGGGCUUGUUUCCACGUUGCACAACCUGUAGCAGUUUGCACUCACUGCUACCAUCAGUGAGCUAACGCUGCUUAUUGCUCACGAAAUGUGCGCUUGGAGACGACAUAUUUCAGCAUAGCGACUUCCACCUCACGGAGGAAAACCCUAACUUGCAGUGAUGUCAGAGUCAAAGCCCCCCACACCAACACCAGGAGACACCUACAAAGGUUGGCUGUUCAAGUGGACCAACUACAUUAAAGGCUACCAGAGACGCUGGUUUGUCCUCAGCAAUGGGCUGCUGUCCUACUACAGGACUCAGGCUGAAAUGGGCCACACGUGUCGUGGAACCAUCAACUUGGCGACGGCUAAUAUUGCUGUUGAAGACUCCUGUAACUUUGUCAUCUCCAACGGAGGAGCACAGACCUACCACCUGAAGGCAAGCUCCGAAGUGGAGCGGCAACGUUGGAUCACUGCUCUGGAGCUCGCCAAGGCGAAGGCUGUCCGCAUGCAGGCCGAGUCAGAUGACUCUGGGGACGAUUGCUCUCCUGUACCUGCUUCCACUGGACAAGGUGGUGGGCGUAACUCAGAAAUGCAGUCAGCACUACGAACAUUGAGUAGCAAGGUGGAAGACCUCACUACAUGCAAUGACCUGAUUGUCAAGCAUGGAUCUGCACUCCAGAGGUCUCUGUCUGAGCUGGAGAAUAUCCGAGCUGGAGGAGAUAUGGGGGAGAAGAUCCGACAAGUGACAGAGAGAGCAACGCUGUUCAGAAUCACCUCAAAUGCAAUGAUCAAUGUAUGUAGGGACUUCCUCUCAAUGGCCCAGCAGCACAGUAAGCGCUGGCAGAAGGCCUUGCAGGUGGAAAGGGAUCAGAGGAUUCGGCUGGAGGAAACUCUGGAGCAGUUGGCCAAGCAGCACAAUCACUUGGAGAGAGCUUUCAGAGGAGCGACGGUCCUUCCUUCGUCUUUUAGCAAUUCUGAUUUAGGAAGCAAAGGUGGUGUUCCUGGAAAAGGGGAUGCCAGCGAUGAGGAUGAUGACAACGAGUUUUUUGAUGCCAUGGAGGACCCUGCAGAGUUCAUCACCGUCCCCGCAGACCCAAAAUAUCACAGGCGGUCUGGCAGCAACAUGAGUGGCUUCAGCAGUGAGACUGGAACAGAUGACCAGUCUAUAAAUUUUGAUGAGCAAUCGUUGGCGUCCAAUCCCGAGUCUCCCCAGUUGCUGGAGCUGGAACCGGUCCGACAGAGACGCACUCGCAUCCCAGACAAGCCCAACUAUUACCUCAAUCUGUGGAGCAUCAUGAAGAACUGCAUUGGAAAGGAGCUUUCCAAGAUACCAAUGCCUGUGAAUUUCAAUGAGCCUCUCUCAAUGCUGCAACGUCUCUCUGAAGACCUGGAGUACUAUGAGCUGUUGGAUAAGGCCGCAAAGUGUCACAGCUCUCUAGAGCAGAUGUGCUACGUGGCGGCUUUUACAGUCUCGUCUUACUCGACCACUGUGCAUCGCACAGGAAAGCCCUUCAACCCGCUGCUUGGAGAAACCUUCGAGUUGGAUCGACUUAGUGAAUGUGGCUAUCGUUCACUCUGUGAACAGGUCAGUCAUCAUCCACCUGCUGCAGCUCACCAUGCCGUGUCAGAGAAGGGUUGGACCCUCAGACAAGAGGUCACUCUGGCCAGCAAGUUCCGGGGGAAAUAUUUGUCUAUAAUGCCGCUUGGUUCUAUCCAGUGUUUGUUUGAAAAGAGCAACAAUCACUACUCCUGGAAAAAAGUGACAACAACAGUACACAAUAUUAUUGUGGGGAAAUUAUGGAUCGAUCAGUCAGGAGAGAUCGACGUGGUCAACCACAUGACGGGGGAUCGCUGUCAUCUCAAGUUCGCCCCCUACAGCUACUUUUCUAGAGAUGUCCCGAGAAAGGUGACCGGUGUGGUGACUGACAAGGCUGGCAAAGCGCACUACGUAUUGUCUGGAACAUGGGAUGAGAAGAUGGAGUUUUCCAGGGUAAUGCAAAGCAGCAAAGGGGAGAACGGCACCGAAGGCAAACAGAAAACUGUGUAUCAGACACUUAAAGCCAAAGAAAUCUGGAAAAAGAAUCCUCUACCCGAUGGUGCAGAAAGCAUGUACUUCUUCUCUUCGCUGGCCUUGACUCUCAAUGAACCUGAGGAUGGAGUGGCGCCCACUGACAGUCGGAACCGGCCUGACCAGCGCUUAAUGGAGGACGGACGGUGGGAUGAGGCCAAUGCAGAGAAACAGAGACUCGAGGAGAAACAACGAAUCGCUCGCAGGGAGAGAGAAAGGGAGGCUGUGAAAGCUGCCAACUCACCUGAGGAAGCUGUCAAUGAGGAGCAGAUAAAUGACUCGCCAUUCAAAAGCAAGUACUCCUUUAAAAUAAGCACCCCAAACUUCACCUCCAAAAUAUGCCCCCCGUGUGAGGUCUUGACCACAUCAUCACAUUCAUUUGUGUUCCGUUUAGCUGGCGCGGUGGAGACGGGAACCGAAGCCAGCGAGGUUUCAGAAACUGACACAGAGGAUUCCCCCCCUCUCACUCCUGUUGCAUCACCACACGGACCCUCACAAUUUACUUUUCAAAGUCCGAACGGAGCUCCAGUAAAAAGCUCUCACCAGGACAACUAUCAAGCGCUGUGGUUUGAGAAACUGGACGACCCGGUGUCUAGGGAGACCCUGCACGUCUACAAGGGAGGCUACUGGGAGGCCAAGGACAAAGGCAGCUGGGACAUUUGCCCCAACAUCUUCUGAGCGCCAGCCGGAAGCUGAAGAUAAGUGAGGAGAUUUGCGAAGUUCAUUCUCAGGACGAGGGUGUGGACUUGUUUCUCUCGUUGCCCUCGAUUAAAAACCCAUCACUGUGUGUCGCUGCACAGCCAGGUAACCUUCAGGGUCCUCUCUCACUGCCACUCUUCUGCUUCUUCUACUGAGUUGCAUGUCUUCAUUUGCCGCGAUUAUCUUCACAUUUGAACGUGACAUCCUAUAAAAAAAAAAAAAGAUAAAACUGAAGAAGGUUCUUCAGCACUGUGUUUUCUUAGCAAGAAUUUGCUGCAUCAUGGAAUCCAUUCACUCUGACACUAGGGCCUUGUCCAUACAUAGGCUGGCUGUCAACAUGCCGUCACUGGCUGCUUCUAAAAGACACCAAUAUAUGGCUCACUGCUGAAGCACUGAGAAAUGUUGGUGCAAUAUGGCUGUUCUUGGUGUGACGAUUAAGAUGUGGAUCAAUGGUGACUGGUUGGGGCUACACACUGCUUUCUGAACUGGAAGGACGUGCACAGUGGCACCAUGCGUUCAUACUGCACUUAUAGAGCAGUACAAUCUGAGGUGUCUGGUAAAGUUACAGAAUCGGUCCCUGAAUCAUCAUUUCAUAAGAGUUGGACCUCCACUCCUAUUGUCCCAAGAUGCACUGCAACAGUUGUAGCUAUUUUGCAGUGGUGAAUUCCAGUUGGAACAUCUUCAGUUCCUGAAAAUGCCCUGUUUCCCCUGCGGAGUGCAUUUUUGGAGCCUUUUGUAUUGGCAGUUCUGUUAGUACGAUCGGUAGCAGAGUUUAACGUCUAUGAUGAUGAUGGGACGCUCCAGACAUGACAGAAACAUUGCCUUUAAAAUAUGUGGUGCUUCGUUCUCCCCAGUUGGUGAAUUGCAUUUUAACCUUGCAGCUUCCUGUCAUCUUCAUGUGUGGCGUUGCAUCCAUAUUUUCAGCUCCCAAACUCCCAGGAUGUGCUCCUAAACCAGUCUAGUGUCUGAGCUCCUCGCAGCUGAAUGUGCUUGUAAGACCUUGAAAGUGAGGCGUCCAGGUUGAUGACCUCGCAACAUGCCUGUGUCACCUCAACUCACUUCCUUAUGCAGAAGUCUGGAGUCCGGAGGUAUAGAGCUUGGCAGCCUGUAGAGGUUCAUUUAGAGGUAUUGUCACCUGACUUGCUAACAGCAACCCGACUUCUUCUAUGUAGGCGAGGACUUUCCCACCAGGCUUCGGUGGAUUUCACUGAAUGAAACCCUGGAAUUGCGACACAAUUGAGACAUUUUUAACAGAAAAUAAACAUUUCUUUGGCUAGAGGAAUUCAAAUCAAUAAUGCUGCUUGUGGCACAAAAAAAACAAGCCCCUGUACUUCAGAACUCUACAGAAGAAUAUCCUCGGACUAUACAUCCUCUGAUGAGAUACAUAGCUCAGUUUGAGGUACUGAAGCUUCUUCUGUUGAAGCAGCUGUUUGAUCAUCUUCAGAUGACUCUUGUGAACGUUCAUCCAGGACUUCACACCCGUGGGCAGGAGUAGACUCCCACUGUGACUCCUGUCGCUCUCCUGUCCUGGUAAGAGACACCGGCGUAUCCAAGUACUUCCUUGCACCAGAGUAUACUGUCUUGUUAAGGGUGGAACCUCUAUCUCGUCCUCUUUUAUCUCUGUAGUUUCUAAACCACCUCUCACAUCACCAACCGUACAUCCAGUGCUGACAUCACUGCAUUAUUGAGGUUGUGUUGUUCAGCUAUUGUGGAACCUUUGCUUGCAGCCAUGCAGUGUCGAAUCAGUUGAGUCUUCUUAAAGGGCAGAUCUGAAGCUCCCACAAAUAACUGAGCUUCUCCACCUGCCAGCUCGACAGCAAAAUAAAAAACACUAUCAAUGGCCUCAGAGUUUUUCCAAUCGCUCCUGAUUUUACUCCAUUUUUGUGGCGUCAUUUGUGCGUCUUAAACGACAGCAAUAUGAGUGCCUGACUGCUUUGGCACAGAAAUGUGAAGGUUGCGAACGUUUUUCUUUGUAUUGUGCUCGUGUUUGAAAGUAAAAAGACUCUCAUCACACACCAUAUUUAAGUGUACUUAAGAGAACGUUGAGAAAGACCAAAUGGAUCACUCACAGUGGUGUUGUAAAUAUCCGAAAUAGUCUGUGUGAUUGAUACUCCUUUAUUCGAUAAUAGAGAGAAACAAAUCUAAUAGCAAACAUUGCAGCAAGGCACUUUUUCAGUUUCAUCUUGGGUUUUGCAGCCUGAUCUGGGUCGUCUGGGUGUUCCCUGUUGUCUGAAGAGUUUUUUAUUUAUAUGAUUUUAUGCACAUUCUAAUGUUUUGAAAGUGUGUUUUAGGACGUUAAUUGUAGUAAUGAGAUCAUGAGAUUACUUUUUCAAUUGUUAUUUUAAUUCACUGCUCAUUCACCUCAUCACAAAACUGAGUUUUGGCCUUCUGUAGAUUCACUAUUCAGCUUUGACGUUUGUGGCUUCCAAAGCAACUCAGUAUGCUCAGUAUAUAUAUAUAUAUAUAUAUAUAUAUAUAUAUAUAAAAACACACACAACGAUGCGUUUUAGUUCUGCUGCCCAUGUGUUCCAUUUGCUUCUUGUGACCUGUCCUGGUUGAAUAAACCUGACUUUGGAGAACUUCAUUGUAAUGACACAGACGUGUACAUAAUAAAUUGUUCGUUUUAUCUGA